AUGCAUGAAGACAACGUUUUGGAAGUUCAAACACAGAUGCUCGCUUCAGAGCCUGUUGUAAUGAACUGUGCCUCUGAAAAACAGGAGGCGGAACCACCACAUAUCAGACACCACCCUAUCUACUACAUUGAAAUGAUGACUAUCCAGGUGUGCCAUUCUUGCAUGAAUCGUUCAGUGAACAUGGCAAUGAUUGACCGUGGCUUGUACGACUCAAAGAUUGGUGGCGAUCUAUUUCGCCUUCCAAGUUAUGACUUUUCCUUCUUGAAGGAACGUUAUCCCGGUUCCACCAAUGUCGAUGACAGCGCGGUGAAUCUGACAGGCGUUAUUACUUCUCUAUCUUUCUGUAGGUUCCUGAUGGUUCUUUAUCCCAUAGUUGAAGUCCGAGCCAAUUACGAUGAAUGGGUGGACACAAUUAAACUGUCAACUCUAUGGGGAUUCAACAAGAUUCGGGCCCAAGGCGUCAAGGCCUUAAACCCUCUCGUAAAAGAGAGAAGCAUCACAGAGACAAUCCUUACAGCGAAAGCGCUUCGUGUGAGGCCCUGGCUUAUAGAUGCCUAUGAAACUUUGGCCAUAAAAGACACGCUCACGGAGGAGGAACUCCGUACUCCGUUUGAACUGGACUGGGAAACAAUUGCCAGGAUAUGUUUGGUGAGGCUUCAGAAACCAGGGACUACUACGAGUAGUAAUUCCCAGUCCAUGUUCACUGUGGCUCGUCCAAGGACCCAUUGUCAAUGGUGUGGUAUUCAAAGCAAGGCCCAUGGUUCACUCUUAAGAAGGCUCCAAUGUCCUUAUACAUGCCGAAAUCUUGGACUAAAUGGUAACGUCGACAUAAACUCCCGGCAGAUAUCGGAGGCUGGCGAUAGCAAUACAUCGCUGAGUGUAAGCUGGGUAAAAAGAGCGGUUGAGGAGGUUUUCAAGAGUGAAUUGAAUAGCAUGGUGUUUGAAUGA
Messenger RNA from Psilocybe cubensis, 948 nucleotides. RefSeq lists its product as uncharacterized. The record is from RefSeq and is a predicted model, not a curated record. The transcript is spliced from 3 exons. Lineage: Eukaryota; Fungi; Basidiomycota; Agaricomycetes; Agaricales; Agrocybaceae. The coding region runs from base 1 to 948 and encodes 315 amino acids.